GUCUGUGAUUUUGUUGUUAUUCUCGUUUUCUCUUCAAUCGGCUAAAUACAAAAUACUCUAAAACGUUAAGUAUGAAGUUAAGGUAUAGUAACACAUUUAUUCAGUGCUCAUACCUAUACAAUAAACGAAAAUUUUCAACAGUUUCAAAUGAACAAAUUCGGAGAAUGAAGAAUGAGUUGUUCGACAAAGAGAAACUAAGGCAGCAAUCUUUAAUAACUAGAAUCCAAAAAAUUGAAGUAAAAUAUAUUGGUGUUCCUACAGAUUGUGUUUUGAUGAUGAAUCGGAAUAUAUCUACUCCGUAUAAUUGUGCUAUGCAUAUGCACGAGUUUCUCUGUCAAAGAUCAGUAGUUGCUGAAGUAAACGGAAAACUGUGGGAUAUGCACAGGCCUUUAGAUGAAGAUUGCGAAUUGCGACUAUUAAAUUUUCAAACUUCACCCAAGGAAUUAAAUAAAAUCUUCUGGAGGAGCUGUAGUUUUUUACUUGGCAUGAUCAUUGAAAAAGCCUUCAAAGACGAUUACUUUGUUGACCUUCAUAGUUGGCCAAAACCUUGCGUUGAAAGUGGCAGUUAUGUGUAUGAUGCGGAAGUAGGUAUCCCAAACUGGAAGCCAACUCCUGAAGAAUUGAAAACCUUUACAACAAUGAUAUGGAAGCUUGGUGCUGAAGACAAUAUUUUUGAAAGACUUAGUGUCCCAGAGUCAUUGGCACUGGAAAUGUUUCAACAUAAUAAGUUCAAACGCCACCAGGUUCCAGAUAUAUCCACUGAUGGUUCUGUUACUCUUUAUAGAGUAAAAGAUCAUAUUGAUAUUAGUUGUGGACCAAUGAUAGCCAAUACAAAAAUGGUGGGCACUUCUCAGUUCACUGCAGUUCAUCAGUUGGAUCAGGAUUGUGGUUACCGAUUUCAAGCACUCUCAAUUCCUAAACAACUCACUUUGAAUAGUUUCGCCUUUAGUGUUCUUGCUGAACGAGCUAAGAAACUGAAUACAUCUGGUUUAAAAUCCCAUGUAUCCAAGACUGAAAAGACUGAUGAUUUUGAGGCUAAUCCUGAAAUAGAAAAUGUAUCUGCAAAACAGUGAAAUAUGUAUUUGAUGUUAAAUAAAAAUUUGUA
This is a messenger RNA of Uloborus diversus, 1105 nucleotides long. RefSeq names its product 39S ribosomal protein L39, mitochondrial-like (gene mRpL39). The coding region runs from base 72 to 1073 and encodes 333 amino acids. NCBI's taxonomy places the organism in Eukaryota, Metazoa, Arthropoda, Arachnida, Araneae, Uloboridae. The record is from RefSeq and is a predicted model, not a curated record. Gene Ontology annotation, biological process: threonyl-tRNA aminoacylation. Gene Ontology annotation, molecular function: threonine-tRNA ligase activity; nucleotide binding. The transcript has a single exon. Gene Ontology annotation, cellular component: mitochondrion.